GUGUGUGUGUGUGUGGACCCGGACUGAAGCAGGUCUUCUGUAGGAACUCGCAGAAGUUGUGUUUUCCUCAGCUGUCUGCUGUAAACAGCCACAUGGGGGCCUCUGCGCCUCCAAACAUCUCUCCUCAUUCCGAAUCUGUGCCAAACUCCCUCCUACCGCUUGUAGCCCCUCUCAGGCCGUGGAGGGGGGCAUUCGCAUCCCGCUGUCUGCGUUUAGCGGACGGUGCUGCCAGUCAGCGUGAACCGGGGGGAGAUGAACUGUAACCCGUGCGCCCGCAGGCUGGCCCGCCGCUCCCGCUCUGCCCUGCUGCUCUCUGCGGUGGCCGUUCUGCUGCUCCAGACUCUCAUUGUGUGGAACUUCAGCAGCCUGGACUCUACCGGCGGGGACGGGGGCGCCAGGAGCCGGGAGAAGCGGGAGGACCGGACCAGGGGGCUCAACAAAGCCGAGGAGGACCCGCGGAGGGGGCUGCAGAAGAAGGACGAGCCUCCGCCGCCGCUGUACGGAAAGGCGGCCCUCCGACACAAGCUGCAGGCGGAUGUCUAUCAUUCUCACCGACCUAAAGAGAAACUUCGCUCCGACAGCAACAACAACGAGAACUCAGUUCCCAAAGACUUUGACAGCAACAGCAACCUGGGAGCGCGGUCCCAACGCCAUAAAGCCCCUGUCCCAAAUGUCAAGCGAAAGCUGGACAAGACCCAGAGCAUGCUGGGUAAUGAGGUCAUUAAGCACGCUCCUUCUUUACCAAAAGGCCACAACCGAACCUACAUCCAUCAGACCCAUACCCAACUGCUAACCCUCCCAGCACCAGCUCAGGGGUCCAAUCAGGAUCCACCAUUCUACCAGACAAGGAGACCGGCUUCACCUCCACUGCCGCCCAGUCUGGAGCCAAAAAGGGAGCAGCUACAGUGUGAAAUCAGCGGGAAAGAGGCCAUCUCUGCUCUGUCCAGAGCCAAGAGCCGGGAGUGUCGUCAGCAGAUAGUCGAGGUUUACUGUAAGCACAAAGAAAGGGCUCUAAUGCCAGAAAAAGUGCCACGUUACUGCCCAAUCGAAGGUAAAGCUAACGUGAACGCCCAGUGGGUUGAGGACACAGUCUCGAUCACUACUCCACCCGUCCGCAUCGCCUUUGUCCUGGUGGUCCACGGCCGAGCCUCGCGUCAGUUCCAGCGGCUCUUCAAAGCCAUCUACCACACCUCACACUACUACUACAUCCACGUAGACAGGCGGUCCAACUUCCUCCACAGAGAGGUGCUGUCUAUAGCAGCUCAGCUUCCAAAUGUCAGAGUCACACCCUGGAGGAUGGCCACCAUCUGGGGUGGAGCCAGUCUCCUCACCAUGUACCUGCGUAGCAUGGAGGACCUCCUCAAGAUGACCGACUGGACCUGGGACUUCUUCAUCAAUCUCAGCGCUGCCGAUUACCCCAUCAGAACCAACGAGCAGCUGGUGUCGUUCCUGUCUGUCUACCGCAACAUGAACUUCAUCAAAUCUCAUGGCAGAGACAAUGCACGUUUCAUCCGUAAACAGGGUCUGGACCGACUCUUUUACGAGUGUGACACCCACAUGUGGCGUCUUGGAGAUAGAAAAAUCCCAGAGGGGAUUGCUGUGGAUGGAGGUUCUGAUUGGUUCCUGCUCAACCGGCCGUUUGUGGAUUAUGUUGUGAAUUCGAAGGAUGAGCUGGUCAGCCGCAUGAAACGGUUCUACACCUACACGCUGCUGCCUGCCGAGUCAUUCUUUCACACUGUGCUGGAGAACAGCGUCCUCUGUGAGACCAUGGUGGACAACAAUCUGAGACUUACCAACUGGAACCGCAAACUGGGAUGUAAAUGUCAGUACAAGCACAUCGUGGACUGGUGCGGCUGCUCACCAAAUGACUUCAAGCCCUCAGACCUGCUGCGCUUCCAGCAGGCCUCCAGGCCCACCUUCUUUGCCCGGAAGUUUGAGGCCAGCGUCAAUCAGGAGAUCAUCAGCCAGCUGGAUGCCUUCCUGUUUGGAGAGUAUCCUCCUGGCACUCCAGGGCUUCAAGCCUACUGGGAGAACAUCUUCGAGCAAGAGACGGAUAGACUUUCCACCCUGUCGGAUUCAACACUUAGUCACUAUCAUGCUUUUGCUCGUAUGGGACUGUCCCGCGCCGCCGCCUCACUGCAGGGACAUCCUAACGAUAACAGCUGCAGGUACGUAGCCAUGAGUCAUCCAGUGUCUGUGCACCUUUACUUCCUGUCGGACCAGUUCCUGGGCUACCUGGUGCAUCUUGUGGCCACUAACCAAGCAUCUGCUCAGCUGGAGAGCCUGGAGACCUGGGUGACACCUAAAGAUCACUUCACCUUGGCGAACUUACCCAACACCAACAACAGGCUGCAGCACAUCCAGGUUGGAUCAGACUGGGAUCCAAAGGAGCGCCUCUUCAGAAACUGGGGGGGUCUGCUUGGACCUGAGGACGAGCCAGUGGCCGUGCAGCGCUGGAGCCGAAGCCAGAGCAACCUGACAGCCACAGUGGUGUGGAUUGACCCCACUAACGUCAUCGCCGCCACCUACGACAUCCUGGUGGACGCGUCUGCCGAGGUCACCCACUACAGGCCGCCUCUCACUUCCCCACUGCGACCGGGCAUCUGGACCCUGAGGGUCCUGCAUCACUGGAACCUGCUGGGCCAGACCAGCUUUGUUGUUGCUCCUCUGGAGUUCCACCAGCAGCAACCCAUUCAGAAAGAGGAAGCGCUACGGCUUCACGGAGGUCCAGCCAGGAACUCCUAUAUGGAGCAGAGCUUCCAUGGUCUGAACCCAGUCUUAAGGCUGCCUGUGAGCCUCAGUGCUGUGGAGGAGGCAGAGGCCAACUCUGGCCUGACGGGGGCGCUGUUGCACCACUGGCUUGAUGGGCUCCUGGAAGGCCACUGGGCUGCCUCAGACAUCUGCUCCAUGGGCCCAAGCGCCUGCCCCAUCAUGAAGCGCUGCCACCUCACUUCAUGGAGUUCAGCUAGCCCCGACCCCAAAUCUGAACUGAGCACACCCAGAGAGAACGGACGGAUCAGGUAGCAGUCAGACAGAAGAGGAAACAAACGAAGGAGGGCACAUUUGUGUCUGAUUUUUAUUUAUAUAAAGAUUGUAGGAGUUGAAGAGGAGAAUGAUGGGAGGAAACAGAACUGAGGAAGGUUUUCUCCUGGCUCCAGUCUGGUCCCCCUCUAGUUUGGGACAACCAGUGUCCUGAGCGAUCAAACGUGAGAUAAAGAACUUUAUACCUCGUGUCUCUGAAGUUCAGGAGACAUUUUACACGCUCACCCUGGAUCUGGAAACCCACUCUGAGGCCCAUUUCAGAAAAGUUUCGUUACAAAACAUCUCUGCUAAGAAACUUGAUCAAAUUGAAAAUGAAAAAAUCUAAAGUAACAAUUUUAUUUUGCUUAUUUUUAAGUUGUGGCAGAGACACAGAUAGGAAAUCAUUUUUAAACCUGAAAACUCAAAAUUUGACUUUUUAACUCCCUUGUCAUAAAAACAUAAGAAGUCAUAUUAGACCCGUUCAUGUCUGAUAUUUAUUUAUUUAUUCUUGCUGCAGUUUUUUUCAAUUUGUUCCAGGGAAACAUAAAACGAGUUUUGUUUCAGAAAAUCAAACAAAUCUAUAAACCUCAGAUGUUCUCAUACAGAGUCAGGCUCGUGCUGAGGGAGAUCCAUCUUUAAAGAGCAAGUCACCCCCUACCAGAUUCUUACUCAACUCCCACUUCCUGUUUGAAAAAUGUAUCAAAUGCUGUUGCCUAGCAGACCGAGAGGGUGGAGGGUACCGCCGACAAAUACACACACUCACGAUAUUGUGACAUCAUAAUGUACCAUCUAACAUCAUAGUCUAUCUCUUAGCCAAUAGCAAUGGCAGAUUUAAAUUCAAAUGCAGUGCUGAGUUUUUACCUGACGAUGGUGCAUCACUGACAGUUUUAGGGAGAAUAUUUAAAUUUUAACUAAGAUGAACUAAAAUGCCGAAUUACUGACUACACGUGGCUGCAGCACGAUCAGACACUCAUUUAUAUAGUUUAUCAGCAAAAAAAUGUUGAUUUGGAGUGACUUGCUCUUUAAAUGACUCAUUUGACCCCCUGAUGUGUUAGGUUUGCAAUAAGGUCACAAUUAUUUGCUCUAGGUGUUCAAAAAAUAUUUCUCUGGGAGAGAGUAGUGAAAGAAGUACCAGCAUACGCUUAAUUUCCAGAUAUCUCACCCUGACCUACUGCAGUUAACCGGAGCUAUACUGCAUGGCUGUUUAAGGCCUAGUCCACACGUAGCCGGGUUUUUUUUAAAACGAAUAUCCGCCCCUCCAAAAACUUGCAUCCACACCACCUCGUUUAAAAAAAAACACUGUCCACACGUACCCGGAUAAAUACGUUGUUAAGGACACGCCAGACCUGUAGGCGGCAGUACUUCCCCGUUGUUAACCUCGUCCUUCGUCUGUGGUCUUCCGCAAGGAGCAGUAAUUCCGCUUGCAAAAACAAACAAGCAAAAAGCACUUGGAAUAUGGAUAAAGCGAGCGCAGCUCUGAGGGCUUCCAUGCUGUCGGCUAGUGUAAACACAGGUCGCACACGUGAUGUCAGCAUUUUUUUGUCGCGGAAAGUGACGUUGCGGACCUUAAAACUCCGGUUUUGUCUGUCCACACGCAGACACCCAAAACGGAGAAAACGCAGAUCUUCACUUUGGCCGGAGUUUUUAAAAAGAUCCGUUUUCGUGUGAAAAAAACUCUGUUUUUGUGUGGAUGACAGGCCAAAACGUAGAAAAAUAUCUACGUUUUGGCAGAUCCCCGGCUACGUGUGGACAGGGCCUAACUUGGGUCCUGGAGGGCCACUGUAAUGCUUGCUUUAGGUGUUCUCUGCUCCAACACACCUGAUUCAACGUCUGAAUUACCUCUUCCUACGUUCUUCUGAAGUCUUUUAAUCACCCAUUGAUUAAAACCAGGUGUGUGUGUAGAGAAACAGACAACGUGCUGGUAGUGGCCCUCAAGGACCAGCCCUCAAUCAGUUUGAGGUGUCGGCUAUACAGGCCCGAUUAAAAAAACAGAACCUGACACAGAAAUGAAAACUUGUCUGGUUGUCACAGAAAAAUUAAGAAAUAGACGUCUCUACAUGUUGACGUCUUAUUUUAAUUCUUAGCUUUGAAGCUUUGCAUACACAGAUGAUAAAAAAUAAAAUGCAGAUCCAUUCUUCCAUUACAUUCUAAGUUAUCAUUACAAUAAAAAUAGCCCAACAUUAGCACUGUCACCACCAGGUCGGUCAGUUAUUUUAUCAUCUGUUGGACUUUUUCGCUCUUGUUUGAACUGUUUUGCUUUAAAUAAAGGGUGAAACCAGAUAUUUGUAUUAAGGGUUACCCAUAACACCAACACAGGUAAAAUAUUCAUGCUCUCUCCCAGAACUUUUAAUCAGUCUGAGUUUGGUUUCUUCCCUCAGUGCCGACUGGCUCAGCUCUGUGUGAGCGUUGUGUUUUAUAUCUGUGCCAUAAGAAUCGUUCAAACUUGAAGUGAAACAUGCUGGAAAUUCACCUGCUUCCUCUGAAUUAGUUCUUAAAUCUGGUGUGUGAAAGACAGAUGGUGUGUUUAUCAGCUGCACAAGUAAUUUAUUUAGAAAUCUAUAUUUUUUUGUUUGUUAGUCAGCGACUAAUAAUUCAGACACUGAUAUUUGGUGAUUUGUUUUCUGGAGAAAAUGUGUGCCUUUGUUUCUAAAGGCUGGUGGUAAAUUUGUCAUCAGUAUAUUAAUACUAGAUCCUCCUUCACUGUUACAACGUUCAUGGAAUCAGUUCUGAAAUUGUUUUUUGUCUUUUAUAAAAUGUUAACAGGGAGGUAAAAUCCUCCGGUAAAUCUUUAGAAUAUCAACUGAAACUCUGAUGAAUUUAGAACAUACUUCAUGAAACAAAGGAAAAGUUAAUUUCACACAUUUGUGUUAUCACAUGUAAAAAAAAACUCUUAUUUUGAAGGUUGAAAUGAUUGUUGUGGAUGUAUUAGAAGGGAAGUGGUUUACACAGAAGCACCUUUAGAUUUCCACUGAUGUGCCAAAAAAGGGACCCAGAAAAUGUUCUGCUCUGGUUUGCACCGGUAAUAAUAAAAAUAUGAGCGGCUCGGCUCAAACGGGCUUUUUAUUUGAGUUCACACAGACCUUCCUCAUGUGUGCAGACUGUGUAAAAACCUGUAAACCAACUUUAGCAUUUACUGUACUAUGGAUCAGAGCAGGGGUGGAUUUAGGACUGAAGAAGAUCUGGGGCUUAACAAACACACACGCACGUGCACACACACACAUUUGACACGCACUAGUCAACAUCAUAUAUAUAUGUCUUGUACCACAUAAUUUUUAAUCUGAAGCUACAUAUUAAGCAUAUUCAGGGCAGAGUAUUGUUCCUGUUAGUGUUUAGUGUGAGACGAUAGUAAAUAUUCCCUUUCUUUCUCCAUCAACUUUACCUGAUAGUAAGCUAACUUUAGGCAAACCAGCAGCACAACAAAUAUUUUCAAAUAAGACUCACAAACCUGAGUCAACACCAGUGUCAUCAAAGCUGGGGUUCACGUCCUUAUGUCCAUCUUCACUCAUGCGUUUCAGGCAGAGACUGUAGAAGAAGCCGGCUGCUGAAGAGCUUCUUCUUCUGUGGUAGAGGCUCAGGCAGGCUGUAAACAAACUACUGACAGCUGCCCCCUCUCUGUUGGACUUUGGUACUGCAUGUUACUUCCACGUUUUAGAUCUGGGGCUUUUCAUAAAACAUUCGGGGCUUGAGCCCAAGUAGCCGGGCCUAACGCCGCCCCUUGAUCAGAGUAAAGAACAGACGAUAAAUAUAUCAGGAGGAUACCUGUUAAACCAACAGUCUCAUCUCUUAAGUAAGGAAUGUGCUCAUCUUGGGGCCGCAUGAAAGAAUACAAAUGAACUAGAUCAGAAAAAUGGCAACUAAGUAUUUAUAUAUUUUUUUUAAAUCCCAUCUCACCCUCCACAGGUGGUCUCAUCCUUUCAAGCUCAGGUCUUCUACCAGAGGCCUGGGAGCUUGAGGGUUCUGUGCAGUGUCUUAGCUGUUCCUAGAACUGCACUUUUCUGGACUGAGACAUCUGAUGUUUUUCCUGGGAUCUGCUUUAGCCACUCCUCCAGUUUGGGGGUUACUGCCCCGAGUGCGCCGAUGACCACGGGCACCACCGAUGUCUUCACUCUCCAGACCUUCUCAAGUUCUUCUUUGAGGUCCUGGUACUUCUCUAGUUUCUCGUGAUCCUUUUUCCUGAUCUUACAUCAUUUGGUAUCGCCACAUCAACCACAACAGCUGUCCUCUGUUGUUUGUCCACCACCACAAUGUCCGGUUGGUUCGCCAUCACCUGUUUGUAUCUGGAAGUCCCACAGGAUCUUGGCUUGCUCGUUUUCUUCCAUCUUAGGGGUGUUACCCACUUUGGUUUUCCAUGUAUGCUUUCCCUGCCAGCAUGUUACACCCUGCAGGUAUGUGGUGGACUGUCUCAGGGGCCUCGUUGCAUAGCCUAAACCUUGGGUCGUGUCUGGUGUGGUAGAUCUUGGCCUCUGUUGCUCUGGUGUUCAGGGCCUGUUCCUGUGCAGCCAUGAGGAGUGCUUCAGUGCUGUCCUUCAGACCAGCUCUUUCUAGUGAUUGGUAGGAUUUCUUGAUAUCGGCCACUUCAGUUAUCUGUCCGUGGUACAUCCCAUGUAGGUGUUGGUCCUCCAACAAUAUAAUUUUCAGCAUCCCCCCCCUCUGUUCACCAUUGUCUGAGACAGUCACUGAGCAUGUCAAAUGUUGGGGCCUUGUCCUUGAUGUACUUAUGGAUCUUGGAUGUUUCAUCCUCGACAGUGGCUCUCACACUCACCAGUCCUCGGCCUCCUUCCUUAUGACUAGUGUACAGUCUCAGGGUGCUGGAUUUGGGUUGGAACCCUGGUUAGGACGUUCCUUGUCUUAACAUCCGUGGCUUGUAUUUCUUCCUUUGGUCAGCUUAUUAUUCUUGCAGGAUACCUGAUUACUGGCAGGGCAUAGCUGUUAAUUGCCCAGGUCUUGUUCUUGCCAUUGAGCUGACUUCUUAGGACUUGGCUUACUCUUUGUAGGUAUUUAGCUCUGGCUCCUUUUCUUAUGGCUUCAUCGAGUUUGUCAUUUUCUUGUGGGAUACCAAGGUAGUUGUAGCUGUUCUCAAAGUCUGCUAUUGUUCCUUCUGGGAGUGAGACCCCUUCUGUGUGGACUACCUUCCCUUUCUUUGUCACCAGCCGACCACACUUAUCAAGACCAAAUGACAUUCCGAUAUCAGGGCUGUAGAUCCUGGGGGUGUGGAUCAGUGAGUCGAUGUCUCGCUCAUUCUUGGCGUACAGCUGUAUGUCAUCCAUGUAGAGGAGGUGGCUGAUUGAGGUUCCAUUCUUGAGUCCAUGGUUAGUCUUGUUGAUUGACUGAGGGGGUUCAGACCUAUGCAUAACAACAGAGGGGACCGGGCCUGCUAUAAUUCCUGACAUGAGCUUCCAUAUGGUAGAGAGACAGAUUACUGGCCGAUAACUGGAUGGGUUCUUCAGGAUCAAGAUCGUGUGCCCUUCAGUUAGCCAUUCAGGGUGAUAUUUUUGAAUGUCUUCCACAGUGAUGGAUACUGGGUCCUACUCAUGGAGACUAGCCACUGUGCAUCACUGUUGUGUGAUGCCUCAUUUUCCCAUAUGCCCUUCCAGUACUGUUCAGUCUUGGUGGGUCUGAUCUGCUAUAUUUUCCCUGCCGCUGGGAGUAUACUUAAGCUGGUUAGGUCAAGAUUUUGUACCUCUUUAGGUGGCUGACCAAGGCCUGGAGCCUUUGUUUGGCAAUUUUCCAGUACUUAAUGUAUGGGUAUCUUGAGUACAGUUUUCUCAUUGUACUCUCUCUGUACUGCCCUCAUUUUGGCCUCCAAACCUCCAUUUCCCUGGUGGGUAUUGUUUCUCAUGGUUGCUCUUGCUCUCAGAGCCAAGCAUCUCAAGGAUCACUGCUACUGAAGUGAUGGUGGUCCCAAUGCUGCAUUCAGAUCCAGUGUUGGGCAAGUUACUUCCAAACUGUAAUGCAUUAUUUAUUACUUGUUACCCUCAUUUUAAAGUAAUUCAUUACAUUACAAUAUUACCGAUUUUAAAAUGUAAGGCAUUACACUACUUUUGCAUUACUUUGUUACUUUCAUCGAUACAAAUUCAGUAAUGAAUCUGGUCAUGCGACGCUCAGUGAGUUCAUGACAUACAGUAUAUGUGGAAGGUGAUCUGGUGUCUGAGCUAGGAUUGCUGUUAAAAACAGUCAGAUAUAAUAACAGUGCUUUAAAAUGAUUGUUUAUUAAAUAAAAGCAACAACAAUCUGUACUCUCAGCACGCUGCCAUCUUAUAUUAACUGAGCAGGGAGUGAGGUGGUGGAGGCUCCAAGCCUAUAUUUGCCUUGGUCCCCAAAUGCCUUGAUACGGCCCUGGAUGUGGGACUGACUUCUGGGGUGAUCUGAUUCUAUCACAUGUAUAAAUAUUAAAGGCUUAUAUAUAAUUGCUUUUCACUGGUCACUGUUUUGUUUUCUUGAUUUUAUUUGAAUAAUUUCCUGCUCUUUCUCUCUUUAACCUUCCUGCAUGCUGCAUGUUUUCUCCGUCUUCCGAAAAACUGUAAACUAGAUUUCCUACUUUCUAACUAAUCAGCCAAAGGGAUCUACCCAACGCAAAAAAAUAAAAAAGCUUCAUAUGCCCUGCGCUCCAGCAACAAUGAGUUGAAAUCACCGGGGCACAGAUUAUGAACUCAGCUGAAAAGUACAUGAAGUACCAGAGAAUAUGGGCUGAUAUAAACGAUCGCAAACGAAUGACUUUGUUUUGGUGGAGCGAUUUAGUGAAUAUAACAGCGGCCGCGCGCAGGACGAGUAUUUGAGCCAUCACCGCUGCGUCCUCUCUGCUCAUAGAACGCCCGCAAAGCUAAGUCCAUAAACGACGUCAUAUAAGUGGACACUGGAUCUUUUUUCAGGCUUCCCGCAAUUUGAAUUUUUAGGAAACCCACAUCUUGAUUCUGGGUUUUAAAAUGCAUUGUAAUUACUGCGUUACUGACAAUUGUACCGAGUAAAUAUUACCAUUUUCUUUCCCUGUAAUGCCUUACAUUACCACAUUACAGCAAAAAGCAAUGCUUUACAGUAAUUAAUUACUUUUGUACCGCGUUACUCCCAACACUGUUCAGAUCUUCAAAGAUUUUGGAUGGUACUUCACUCAGCCGUUGUAAUUGGCAUCUGGGUUGCCUGGUGUUCAUUUGAGGCGUGAUCAUAUCUCUCAGGUCAGUUGCUUUAUCGUUCAAUGUGCUGCCGUGUCCUCCCAAAGCUAUUGUCCCCCAUAAAGCUUAUUCAUGCAAGAGACAGACACACCCGUUAAAGCAGAUCGAACAGACUCCUUGUGACUCUGCAUUUAUUCUCAUCUUUGCAAAAGUGUCUUAAACUAAUCUGCAUCCCACCAGAUUCUGGUUAAUCCUGUUUUUCUCCAGUAAAAUGUGUACCAAUUAGGGAGCUCAAAUGUGCAUGGAGCUUGACUAUUAUCGACUAUUAUUGAAGAUUCUCAUUGUAAACACACCUCCAAAUUUUGUCAGCAAUACUUGAAGAACAGGUUCACUGAGAAACUACUAUUGCUUAUUUUUGAAAAUUAUCAGUCACUCUGAGUUAAACAUGCAGACUGAAUGUGAAAAUAGUCUAUUUCUUGCAUUAGCUUCUAUGGAAAAUAGAAGGUAAAAUGCUCGGUUCAAAAAAGCUUGACAGAUCUAUGUCACACUGUCGCUUAACAUUCAUGGAGUCACCCAUCUUGACUCACAACGGGGGAGGCUGUUGUUGGUUUAGCGUCCAGGAAACAGCAGAGAAAAACUCGGUUAGUAGAAGCUAACCAUUAGCAGUAGCACCUCCACCAACUCCUUCAGGCUUGUGUUAUUUGUGGAGGUUAAACAUCAACAAUGCAGAGCAAAUUAAGUCAGUGGUAGAGUUGUGUUGCUGUUAGCCAAUGUGUGGUGAGAUUAGGGCUGAACGAUUUUGGAAAAAAAUCUAAUUACGAUUUUUUUUCUUCAAUAUUGCAAAUUGCGAUUUAAUUCACAAUUAUUUUCUCAAGGGGCUUUUUUCAUUUUUCAACUAACAGAAGAAAAAAAAUCUAUGUAACUUGUACUGAAUAUAAACAAGUUUAUCAAGUUUAUGUAUCUACAUACAUCAACAAGUUUACUUGUCUACACAUACAUGAGCACUCACAAGUAAAGACAACAUCUUGAAUUUGAAGGUGCAAUGCUUUGCAGCCAGGAGCGCAUCCCUUGAAGGAGAAUGGGUAUUAGCAUCACCUGUGAAAAUUUAUUUGCAGGAAAGAUGUGUGUCCCAUUUAUUGAAGUCUUUUGUGUUUAGAGUGACGUCUUGUCCAUGCAGAGCUUCCGUAGUUCAGUUACGUUCCCAGCUGCUAGCCAAAACUCAGUGGAGUUGAAGUACAGUUUUCUAGCUUUACUAAAAUAUCUGUCUGUACUUAUUUGAUUAAUGGCAGUUUUUACUUGUUAUUAGACUCUAAAUGUAAUCAUUUGGCACGUUCCUAAUUCAUAAUUUGUAAGAAUCUAUUUGGCGAUAUUAGCGUUAGCAUCCCUAUCGGUUUUUCAAUGUAUAUUAGCAUUGUGCUAACCACUCGCUGCCAGUCAAAUCUCCUUUUGUCACAUCUCAAUUUAAUUGCAUAUGCAAUUAAUCGUUCAGCCCUAGGUGAUAUAUCCAAAUAUCAGGAAAUUGAAGUCCAAAUUCUGCCGUCUGAAGCUGUCCUCCAGCUGACCCCUAUGUCCUCAAACAGGUGCAGCAGAGCUUUUUUUCCCCUGGAGUACAACUUACAAGGCAUUCAUUCUUACUAGAGACCACUGCAAAUCUAUUAAAAAUAUGACUUAACUUGAUCGAUAAAGAACAAGCUGACAGCCAAACAGUGGCUACUUGUUAGGAAUUCAUUUUAACUCAAUUUUCCACAAAAGAAUGAAAACACCAGCUUUGUUCAUUCAGGUUUGUGCAUCUUAUUUAAAUGUGUCAGUAAAGUUGUGCUACCAACAUAACGAAUGAUAACAAAAUAAUGUUAUGUAGGUUUCAUGAGGAGAAGCCACACAACCUGGGAUAACUAUCAUAGAAAUGAUUUGAUAACAGAGAAGCUGAUGCUCUCUGGAUUAAUAAAAAACAUGUAACGAGUACAACAGAGGGAAAACUACUACAUGAAAAUUUCUAAUAUAAUGACUAAAUUACUUAUUUAGUUUCAUAAAUACACAGAAUUUAUUAAUUUAUUAAAUAAUCACCGAAAUAUGUUUAGGUUGACAAAAGUAAUGGUAACUAAACAUAAAGAAAAUCAUUUCAUUACUUUUAAACUGUGGUUCAACAGAAAUAUUUGAUCCAUAACCUAAUUCUUUGUUGAACACUUUGAGGCAAGUCACUGCAGGCAAAUGAUUUCUGUGACUCAACCAGAAUCUGCUGACAGAUGUUUUGACCCAUUGUUAUUCAUUUCAACCACAAUUAAAAAGCUAUUUUUUAUUUCAAGGAUCAAGAACAGUUUCUUUCCCCAAGUGAUCACCACUCUGAAUGCCCACAUGCGCCAAAAACUUUAUUUAUAAUAACCUACUGACAAUUAUUUAACUUUCAGAUGGCAGCCAUGUUUUUAUGGUGCUUUUGUUUUGUCCUAUGCUUUCCUUUUUCUUUACUCGUCUUAUGUAAAUAUUAGGAUCAGCACCUUUGCAAUUUUGCUGUGACAGCAGCAUAUUUUGUUGUUGUACAAUGACAAUAAAGCUUUCUAAUUGUUUGAAUGCUGGUAAGCAUUUAAACUAUUGUUUUCCUGUUUUUCUUUAUUGUUUGAAUGCUGAAAAGCAUUCAAACUAUUGUUUUCCUGUUUUUCUUUAUUGUUUGAAUGCUGAAAAGCAUUCAAACUAUUUCAGCAUUCAAACUAUUGUUUUCCUGUUUCUCUUUAUUCUUCCAUAUUCUGCUUCCGUACACUUUUUGAACCUCUUCUUCUCCUUCAAAUUUUGAGCUAUUUCAACCAUUUUAUAUCAAAACGUUCAGCUCAUUAAGCUCUUUCCGGCUAUUACUUUUGGCAUUGAUAUCUUUCAAAUUGUUUGAGUUAUUAAGCUUUUACUGCGAAAAAUUUCCCAUUGAAAUGAAUGGGAUUGGUCAAUUUUCAGCAAAUUCCUAUCACUUUUUUGACCUCGAACUCUCUAGGGUUCCUUUUAACUUAGAGACUUCAUUCAAAGUUUAACAAACUCACAAGACUUUCCUGUUUAACAUAUUAAAUAGGCUUUUUGAUAUCUUUUACGGUUUUUCUAAAAUCGCAGGUAGAAGUUGAGGUACGACUUGAAAUUUUCAGAAAAAUUCACAAAAGUUAUAAUGGAGAAAGAUAGGAGCAGUGACCCUCCCUUGCUCCAUUUCCGGCGUUGUCCCGAGAGAACCGUAGGUCCGAUUGAAAUGAGACACACACUAGCUUGCAGCUAACGAAUAUACCUUUGUUUUGAGCUAUAAUUCAUGACUGUACUCCAAACAUUGUGGCCGUACGGUUCAUUUGUUUGAGAAAAUUCAAAUUUAAAAAAAGGUCUCUGAUCACUCUCACUUGAAAAUUCCCCACUCUAAGUUUUGAACUUCACAUCUUCUGUGAACAACUCUUCACUACGCCCAGACCGUUUGGACUACCGUAACAAAUUAUACCUCAAAAAGUAGGAAUGUUUGUCAGCUUUUCAGAAUGGGUUUCAUUUUAUCUGUAAGUGUUACCGUUCUUUCGCUACAAGCCUCAGAAAGAGGAGAGACCCCGCUUUUCUCAUUGAAACCCAUGUUAAACGAAGAGAGAUUUUCUCCUCAAAACGGCUUCAGACAGCUAAACGUUUCUCAUCAUAGCUUCUAGACAAUUCAUGUUAGGCACAUACAAAUCGGCACAGAUGAUCAUCCAAGUCCUCUACCACUCACGCUUUUUGAAUUUUUCAAAUCGGUGCUGUACUUUUCGAAUGGUGAUGAGAAGUUUGACAGGUCCAAUUUCACUUCUGAAGGACAGAUUUCAAGGGUUCUCUCUUUAACAGGAGCAUAGGCGGAGAUCCCAGGGGGGACGGGGGGGGGAAGCGUCCCCCCCUCACACAAAGUUGUCCCCCCCAAAAAAAGUUAUUGUAAAUGUAUAAAUGCUAUCAGUAAACCUGUAUUGUCUUCUAAAACCACAACGUAAAAGUUAGUCUGCAAAUACAAAACAAUGUGUUUUAAUUGUUGAGAAAUUAUAGUCCACCCCCCCCCCCCCCCCCCCCAAUUCCUCAAGUUGGUACGGUCGGUCCACACGCGCUGUUUCCAACGGGCGGGGCUGCCGGCUUUGCCUCGCUCACAGCUUCACAGCAGCCCGCAGGCUCACAGGAAGGGAAUCAAAAAGCCAGCGGUUUCCAGCAGUAAGUCAAUUAUCUCACGCUUGUUCUACAAACUUAAAUAUGUAUGUCAAAUGUGGUCAAAAAUGAUGCAGGAAGAUGAGAGACACAGAACAGGAAAAUAGUUCAAUAAAAACAAGAAAACAAAACAAAGUGUUGAAAAGUAAAAUGUAGGUAGAUUUAUCUCCACUACACACAUGUAAUAUUUAUACAUUUGAUACAAUUCAGAUCACCUUCAAAACUCAGUCACACACCCAGGGCCGUUUCAAGACAUUUUGGGGGCCAAGGCAAAAUGACCCCCCCCCCCCCCCACACACACACACACACACACACACACCCACACCCACACACACACACACACACACACAUACACACACACACAAAAUAACAUACAAGAGAAUUAAAAAUAAUUUAAGGUGAAGCGCUUGCACAUACUGUGUUAUUGUGUGGUAUGUUCUGUGUGUAGAAACACGUUCAAUUUGAUUGACCGUCAGAAGGUGGGAAAGUGCCCCGCUCCCACCCAGCCCCCUGACUGGUUGAGAGAGGUCAAUCAUCUUCUGGCUAAAUGGAAUUACACACCCACACAUGUGAGACAUCAAAUCGAUCGGCUAGGCCUAAGGAAUCCAUCCAUCCAUCCAUCCAACCAACACACAAAACAACCAUCCAUCCAUCCAUCCAUCCAACCAACCAACACACCAACCAAACAACCAGCUCUAUACACUUAAAACUCUAUACACUUACAACUAGCAGCAUUGCUGACAUUUUAACACUAGUCAGAAGGCAGGAACCGCCCCCUCCUCCUUCAUUGCUCUUUCACUGGCUGAGAGUUUUCAAUCGUCUUCUGCCUAAAAGGAAAUGUGCACCCACACGUAUGGUGCAUCAAUUCAACCUGCUUGGUCCCAGGAGUCUUGUUUUAACUUGAUAUUGUGCUCUGCAUUUCCAUGGCAACGUGCUUAGCAACAAUAUUUAACAACAUUUUAGACACAACUGUAUCAACAUACUUUAAUAUAGAAAUGUUAUUCAAAGUUUAAAUGACUCAUGUGUUAUUGUACAUAGCUUUAUUAAUGCAGACUUCUGUCAUCUGUUACCAUGGCAACACAAGGAACUACACAUCACUUUAACCAAGUCUCAUAGGAAUGAAUAUAAAAAGAAGAAUAUUGAGCCAUUAACAGACUCCUGUUUUUGAAUUGUUUGUACUUAAAACUAGAAAUAGGUUCAAUUUCAUUGACCGUCAGAAGGUGGGAAAGUGCCCCGCUCCCUCCCAGCUCCCUUAUUGGUUGAGAGAGGUCAAUCAUCUUCUGGCUAGAUGGAAUUACACACCCACGCAAGUGAGACAUCAAACUGAUCGGCUUGGCCUAAGGAAUCCAUCCAUCUACAUAUAAAUCCAUACAUGCUUCUAUCUAUCCAUCCAUCCAUCCAUCCAUCCAUCCAAUAAACCAUCUAACAUCCAUCCAAAAAUCCAUCCGUUAUUUCAUUCGUCCUACUCUUCAUCCAUCCCAUAUCAAAUCUGAACAUAAGUUCAUCUAUCAGUUUCAGAUAUCAGCAAAUAUUUCUAAAUUCACAGUCCAGCCAAUUGUAAAAAUGUACCCGUUAAACUAUUCUCAUUCAAAUGCCAGCUGUUUAACGUUUCAAAUUUCCAGUUUUUGAUAAAUGUUCAAAGAUUACAUUUGUCUGCUGUUUAGCAUUUUUAUCCAUUAUUCGCCUAUAUUCUGAGCUUUAUUAUGCUUGUUGGUGAUUUUUGCUUCUAAAUCUUUAAAUACAUUCAGCUCAUUUUGACAGUUCUGCUUUGUUUCAGCUUCAGCUCAGCUGUUCGACGGCUUCAGCUUACAGUUUCGGCUGUCUAGCAUUCAAACAGCAUUUGUGCAACAAAUGCAAUUUUUCUAGUUAUAAUUUUUUUGAUUAGCAUAAUUUAGCAAACAUUUAUUUGUUGUUUUUGAGUUUCUAAGUAUUUCAGUGAUUAUUGGGAAUUUUGCCUUUUCUUUAAUGAGAUGUGAAUAAACUUUAUGAUUACUGCACAUGGCUCAAAUCCUUAUGUUAAGUCCCAGAGACGGUUUGGUUUCACAUGUUUUCGGCUUUAAGGUGGUAGAAAUUUUCAAAGUUGAAAUGUUUCAUUAAAAAAAGGUUUUUGCACAUGCUAAAAAUGUAGUCAUCUGGACAAAGCCCCUGAUCUUUUCAAUGCUAAAUCCACACCUGCAGCCAGAGAUCUGGGUGUAAUUCAGCACCACAGUCUCUGGAUAUGCUCCAGGAAGCACAGGAGGAUAUCUCAGAUUCCCUGGAAAUCUCCCAGGCUGGAACUGCUGCAGAAGGUGUUUCAAAACUUGAAAGAAAUAAUUCAUAAUUUUCAUUGUUUAAAACUCUUAAUUUCUAAUUUUGAAUACAUGUCUUGUUCGUUUACUAUAUUUCAGAUUCAGACUAUUUUCAGAUGUGGUUCCAUGAAAAACAAAGAACAUUUCCAAGUUACCCCAAAUGUUUGAACAGUAGUCUUUCCAUUUUGAGAUUUGUAUUUAGGUAGUUUUUGUAUUCAGCAGUCAACAGUUACGAUAACGGUACAUUUAAAUAUCUUUUGAUAAACUGUUCCAGUAUGUGGAGCUGAAACUGUUAUUCCUGGGACCAAAGCAGUUUGGAUGAGAUCCAUGAACUUUAACGCUAUUUAUUCUAGACCAGUUAGUGUUACAUAUAAUUUAUCAGAUCAAGUUACUCUUAGUGGAUGAGUUCAAAUGUUUAGAUGGUAAACCAACAGGAAGUAGCUGCUGGAAUUCCAAUUGGUAAACUGGAAAAACUCAAAGCCAGUCUGCUACAAAAGAAAAAGGGACUGAAUCUGUGUGAGCACAUAAUCUGAAUGUGGUCUAAUCUUUGGACAGGCUGUUAUUAUUUAUUGAAAACCUUUAAAGACAUUGUGUGAUGUUACAAUUAAGCGAAGUUUAGAUCCCAGUUGAAAUUAUUUUUUCUCACGCCUUCUUUCAGUCCCGUUUUGUUUCUUUGUGAUGGUUUGGUUUCCAUUGUUGUCGUCUCUCACCAGUUGUGCUGUGCCUUAGCUGUGAGUUCUAAGAAACGCCCAGUAAAUAAACAAAAGUCAAAAAUGAAA
This is a messenger RNA of Nothobranchius furzeri (turquoise killifish), 17358 nucleotides long. RefSeq names its product xylosyltransferase 1. Gene Ontology annotation, biological process: chondroitin sulfate proteoglycan biosynthetic process; heparan sulfate proteoglycan biosynthetic process. Lineage: Eukaryota; Metazoa; Chordata; Actinopteri; Cyprinodontiformes; Nothobranchiidae. The record is from RefSeq and is a predicted model, not a curated record. Gene Ontology annotation, cellular component: membrane. Gene Ontology annotation, molecular function: protein xylosyltransferase activity.